AUGGCCGGCUCUCAGUUGAAGCAGUUAAAAGCUGCACUUAAAGAAAAGGGCCUUGUGGGACAGACAAACGUCAAGAGAAAGAACAAAAAGACCGCACCUUCUGAUACUCGAAGAGACAACGAGUUGAAGCACCGUGAAAUUACCAAGAUUCGUGAUGAGUUCAACCAGUUCGACAACAGAAUCAACCGUUCCAAACAUGACUUCACGGUGAUCCUGGGUGGAAAGUUUGUGAAGGCGGGAUCCAAACAGCAUAAUGAAACUUCCAAGUCUCACUCUGGCGUGGAAAAAGCCAUGCAGUUGGAUUAUAAAGCGCAAAAGCUGAUCAAGGGACGUUCGGGAGGAUUGGUGGAUCGUCGUUUCGGAGAGAAAAACCGCAACAUGACGGAGGAAGAGAAGAUGUUGGCAAGAUUUACUAGAGAGAGACAGUCUGGCACCAAGAAGAAUGCCUUUUCAUUGGGAAGUGACGAUGAGUAUGAUGAGGACGAAGGAUUCUCGCUUACACAUUCAGGUAAAAAGUUGGAUUUUGCCAACUUCGAGGAAAGCGAUUUGGGAGUAGGUUCCAAUCCAACCUAUGUGGAUGAAGAUUCUAUUGAGCCCCCACGUAAGAAGUCCAAGAAGGACGUUAUGGCCGAGAUCAUUGCCAAAUCGAAGUUUCACAAGAAGCAGAGACAAAUGGAAUUCCAGAAAACGCAGGAGGAGAUCAUGGAUUUGGACGACGACUUCGCUGAUGUCAUGAAUGACCUCCAUAGUCAGAAGUCCAAUGGUACUAACGGCAUUGUCCCCAAGUCCAAGGAAGACAUAGAGUACGAUGCCAAGGUGAGAGAAUUAACAUACGAUAGAAGAUCCGUUCCAGCAGACAGAACGAAAACCGCCGAGGAAAUUGCUCUGGAGCACAAUGAGAAGAUGAAGAAAUUGGAGGCGGAUAGAUUGAUGAGAAUGCAAGGCUUACAGACUGGUGAUGCCGAUGCGGAUGACUUGGAUGACAACUUCUGGGGCGGAAGUGACGAUGAGGAGGGCUUUGCUGUCGAAGAAGAGGGAGAAGAGGAAGAGAAUUCUGAGGGAAGUGAAGAUGAAGAGGACCAAGGAGGAAGACCCAAACGCACAAUCACUCCCGCUGUGUCGAUGCCUUCGUCACACGAGCAGUUUGUUGAGCAGCUCAGCGCCAUUGAAUCAUCCAAAAUCGUUCCACAUAUAAAGAAAAUCUCCGAGGUGUAUCAUCCCAGACUUGCGCAAGGCAACAAAGAGAAAAUGGACAAUUUCGUGGGCAUUAUCUUUGAGCAUAUCUUGUAUUUGGCCAACCAGGAAGAUUGUGAUUCGCAAUUGAUCGAUGGCCUCACCAAACUCGUCAGAUCCAUGGCUGAACAGUACAAUCAGGCGUUGGUGGAAACCGUCAGAGAGGAAAUCGCCCAUGUCCAGGAGAGAAUCGUGGAGAAGAAAACUGAAAAGAAGGACUUGGUGUUUUUCGUUACCUUGGGCUACAUUUUCUCGGCCUCCGACCACUUUCACUUGGUGAUUACGCCUACGCUCAUCUUGAUGAACCAAUUUUUAAACAACUGCAUUUCUGAACUCGAUAACAUCUCUCUUCAGACUAUUGGUCAGGGCUUAUUUGUGUGUGAUGCUCUCUUGAACUACCAGUUUUUUGCUAAGCGAUACGACCCUGAGGUGGUGAAAUUCGUCGAAAGAUGCAUCUUACUUCUUAUUCCCGAACCUGCCAAAAUUGGCUCCACACUCUCUUCCAAGAAAUACAAUGGUUCUGUGCGCAGUCUUCACAAGACAUUCAAGCCUGCUUCAGGUGUUUCUAAAGAGCCAUUAAAAUUGCAAAUGUUUUUCGAGAACUUAAAGAAAUCGUCAGAAAAUGAGUUCAAAUUCCGUCUUUUGUCAAAGGCUUUGGCCAUCAUGGACCGUUGCUGCACGAUAUGGAGGGAAAAGUCAGGUCUUAUUGAAAUCUUGCAUUCGUUUGAGGCUAUCUUGAAGCAUGUAGCCAAAUUCUACGCAGCAGAGCUUCCAGUUGCAGACAUGCUUGGAAGAUUCAGCAAGCUUGACACCAACAUGAGCAAGACCAGAAAGCCGUUGAGAUUGCAAGAACAUAGGCAGUUGGCUAUCCGCACAUUUGCACCUAAGUUCGAAGAAAACUUCAACCCAGACAAGAAGUCUUACGAUAUUAACCGUGAGAGACAAGAGGUGAACAAGAUGAAGGCACAGAUUAAGAAGGAGAAGAAGCUGGCCAUGAAGGAUCUCCGUAAACAGACCAGAUUUGUUGCCAGACAGCAGAUUGGCGAGAAGAAACAAAUGUAUGCUGACUACCACCGGAAGAUGGCCAACAUUGUCAAUUCCAUUUCGACGGUGGAGGGAGCCGAGAAGAAUGAGUACGAGAGAGAGAAGAAGAGAAGACAGCAGAAGAAGUAG
Molecule: messenger RNA, 2406 nt
Organism: Sungouiella intermedia
Lineage: Eukaryota; Fungi; Ascomycota; Pichiomycetes; Serinales; Metschnikowiaceae
Source: the annotation of a GenBank genome assembly